Paralichthys olivaceus (Japanese flounder) is the source of this 2190-nucleotide messenger RNA. Lineage: Eukaryota; Metazoa; Chordata; Actinopteri; Pleuronectiformes; Paralichthyidae. The record is from RefSeq and is a predicted model, not a curated record.
AUAAUCGCAGUUUUGAGGAUUCGAGACAGUUCAACGCUCCCUUCUGCUCCAGCAGCCCGGUCCACAGUGCUGACGGGAGGAGGUUUGGUCCGUCAGACAGCCCCGCCCACUCCCACCCCCACAGACCCGCCUCCCCCGAGGGCUCCCAGGUGAACAUCAUGGGCGUCCACACCGUCCCCGGCAGCCCCAACACCCUCCACCGCACCGUGGCCACCAACACGCCGCCCAGCCCCGCCCUCCAGAGACGCCUGGGUCAAGCCAGCCCCUCCCUGGCCAGACACCCCCCUCCGUCCGGCGUCCCCUCCAGCCCUCUGAUUGGCCGAAAGACAGCAGCCGCCGGCGUGCCUCCCAGCCCCCUGAUGGGGCGCCGCACGGCAGGCCACAGCACACCGGAUGAGCUGGGGGCCGCCUCUCGCCAGGGGAGCGCCCAACCGCCGUCCACGCCUGCCUUCCCUGUGUCCCCGCAGCUGCCGGAGAAGAGACACAUGUCCAGCGGAGAUGCCGAGAGGAUGGACAACAAUAACCGGAUGCCAACACCGGCCAGCGGGGGCAGCACGCCAAAUCUGACCGGCACUCACACACUCCCAGACCUCCCCAAGUCUAUAUACGACGAUUGUCCCGACAUCAAGAUGAACGUGAAGUUCGUCCAGGACACGUCCAGGUUCUGGUACAAGCCCGACAUCUCCAGAGAGCAAGCCAUCAAUCUGCUGAAGGACAGGGAGCCCGGGGCCUUCAUCAUCCGGGACAGUCACUCGUUCCGCGGGGCGUACGGUCUGGCCAUGAAGGUGGCCUGCCCGCCUCCGACUGUCCAACAAACCAAGAAAGUUGGGGACUUGACCACCGAGCUGGUGAGACACUUCCUGAUCGAGACGAGCCCUAAAGGCGUGCGUCUGAAGGGCUGUCCCAACGAGCCGUACUUCGGUUGUCUCUCCGCUCUGGUUUACCAACACUCCAUGACUCCGCUGGCUCUGCCCUGCAAACUGAUGAUCCCCACCAAAGAUCCCAACGAGGAGGCGUUGGAACUGGCGACACCGACCGAUCCAGUGGUUGAACUUAUCAAACAGGGAGCGGUUCAGAAGGUUCCUGAAGAGGCUCAUGCGUGUAACGUCCUCUACAUCAACUCCGUGGACAUGGAGUCUCUCACGGGGCCUCAGGCCAUCGCCAAGGCGAUCAGUCAGACCCUGGAGACCAACCCACUGCCCGCCGCCACCACCGUCCACUUCAAGGUGUCUCCACAGGGCAUCACACUCACGGACAGUCAGAGGAAAAUCUUCUUCAGGCGACAUUAUCCCAUCAACACAGUGACUUACUGUGACACGGACCCGCAGGACAGGAAAUGGGGAAAAGAAGGAGGCGGCUCAGUCAGACUCUUUGGAUUCGUGGCGAGGAAACAAGGAAGCACAACAGACAACGUGAGCCACCUGUUCGCGGAGCUGGACCCGGAUCAACCCGCCUCCGCCAUCGUCAGCUUCGUCUCGAAAAUGAUGAAGCGGUGAAACCCCCAGUGUUUAAAUGGCGGCGGCCAUUUCUUAGGCAUCUUCCUUCUUCGUCGGCGCCUCGGACUCGAUGAUGAUGUUUUCGUUUUUCUGUUUCCUGUCGGUUUGUUUCUCUUGUUUUCUCUCUGCCUUGACGGUUUGUCUUGACCUUGGUCUUUUUCGGAAAGAAGAAAAGUCUGUGCGAAGGAUUUGUUGUGGAUCCAAAGUGGCGUCAGAGGAAGUGGAGACGUGAACGUGACAAGCGAGGAGGCGACGGACGGGAGAAAAUGUAACAAUGCAAAGUUGAGACGGGAACACGUGAGGACUCGUAUGUUUCAGGGUUUUUCUGUUGUCGUUUUUUUGUCGAUUGAUUUACCAAAGGUUGCUGCAAUACAAGUGCAAGAAUGAUGUAGCUAUGAAGCCAUUUUUAAUUUCCUCUUUUCAAAAGAUGAAGUGUUGAACAAAACAAACAAAAAAAGAGAAAAGAAACACGGUUUCUUCUUGAACUCGUCUUCAGAAAAAAAGUUUGAACAAAACAGAGUGUGAAGACCUUCUGCAUGUUAGCUUGAUCUUUAAGCUCGGUUCUUCUACCUUCCACUGAGUCAUUGUGAAUCUUUGAGUGGUUUUUCUCCAGGUCUGUUGUGUGUUGGAAAGGGCUCCGCAGUGAAACAACGACUGAUCUAAACUGCGCACGGCAGACCAGACUCAAGAAAAA